Molecule: messenger RNA, 6225 nt
Organism: Nycticebus coucang (slow loris)
Lineage: Eukaryota; Metazoa; Chordata; Mammalia; Primates; Lorisidae
Gene: ADAM11
Product: ADAM metallopeptidase domain 11
Exons: 28
Coding region: 1314-3644 (776 amino acids)
Biological process (GO): proteolysis
Molecular function (GO): metalloendopeptidase activity
Source: RefSeq, a predicted model, not a curated record
UAGCAUCUUCAGAGCACCCAGCACCAGGGUUUUGCCCUCAAAGCCCAUCCAUAUGCAGAAGUUGACCGGAUCAUCGCCCAGCUCAGCCACAGCCUUGCAGACAUCCCCUUCCAGUCCAGCCUCCCCAGUUUCUGGCCAGGACCAGGUUUGAACCCUCCACCUCCGGUAUAUGGGGCUGGCGCCCUACUCCUUUGAGCCACAGGUAUCUGGCUCUUGGCAUCCCUAGCAGAAGUCAGGGAUUCCAGCCUUGGCAUUGGGACCCAUCUUGCCCAGGAGCCCAGGAACUUGGCUGAGGGCACAUCCUGGGAGGUGGAAUAUUUUACAGACAGGAUAUCCUAGUCUGACCAGAGAGGGGAGAUUGGAAAGGGGGCUCCAGAGGUGUCUUUUGCUCCUCAAAGAUUUGGACUAGCAAGGAGGUGGCAGAAAUGGGGCGUUCUAACAGCGUGUAAAUGACCUGGUUAAUAUUUAAUUUGGGGUAAGGAUUAGGGUGCCCUGAGCGAGGGACUAGGGAGAGCAGAGGUAGUGUCUAACCCAUCUGUGGGUUGCAGUGACAACAAUCCCUGCAGCCCCCCUGGAGGCCUGGACCCUUGCAGGUGGGAAAGGGUCUGGGUGCGGGUGUGGGAGAACUCCGCAGUGACAAGCUCUGCUGCUAAUGGGCAAGAAGUCCUGGAGGCGAGGAGCAAGAGCGUUGGGCAAAAGAUCCUCUGCCCCCCCUCCUCCUAGCUCGCACAGCCUUGGGUCAUCGGCGCUCCGGCCUGGGGCUGGGGCAAGCCCCUCUUGGGUCAGCGCUUAGCGGCCACACCCCCUCUCCAGGUCCGCAGUCAGCGGGGCAGAGCCCGGGGUCCCUCUAAAUCCUACCCGCCCCCCAAAAAAUCUAUGGGUCCUCAGGGGCCGCGAGAUGGGGAAGUGUAGCGCCUUUUCCCUACACCUGCAGAGGGGGUACCCGAGGGGGUGCCGGGCAGUGGGGGCUCGGGCGGCGCCUCUUUUGUCCUCUUGUCGCCGCAGCCCCAGCCCCGCGGGGCUCGGGGGGGUGGCCCGCGGGGGGCGCGAGGGGGGGCGGGGGGCGGGCCCUGGGCUCACGUGCUCGCCGCGCUGCUCUUAACCCGGCCCCGCCGCCCCGCCGGGAUGGCCGCGGCCGGAGCGCUCUGAGCCCCUGCUUGGUGCCCGCGGCCCCCACCCGUCCGCGACCCCUGCCGGCCCAGCGCCCCCGCCCCGGCUCCGCAGCCGGCGCCUCCCCGCCCCCGUCUCCGCUCCCGCCCUCCGCCGCGCCGCUCAUAGCCGCAGCCCCCGGACCGGGAGGAUAUGAGCGAGCCAUGAGGCUGCUGAGGCGUUGGGCGUUCGCGGCUCUGCCGCUGCUACUGCCGCUGCUGCCCCCGCCCGGUCUUGGGGCCCGGGGUCCUGCUGGAGCUCUGCAAUGGAGGGGCUCACCCCAGGUGGGGGGUCCAGAAGCCCCCGAGGUCACAGAACCCAGCCGUCUGAUAAGGGAGAGCUCUGGGGGAGAGGUCCGGAAGCAGCAGCUGGACACCAGGGUCCGCCAGGAGCCACCAGGGGGUCCGCCUGUCCAUCUGGCCCAGGUGAGCUUCGUCAUCCCAGCCUUCAACUCAAACUUCACCCUGGACCUGGAGCUGAACCAUCACCUGCUCUCCUCACAAUACGUGGAGCGUCACUUCAGCCGGGAGGGGCCAACACAACACAGUACUGGAGCUGGAGACCACUGCUACUACCAAGGCAAGCUCCGAGGAAACCCGCACUCCUUUGCCGCCCUCUCCACCUGCCAGGGGCUGCAUGGGGUCUUCUCUGAUGGGAACUUGACUUACAUCGUGGAGCCCCAAGAGAUGGCUGGGCCUUGGGGACCCCCCCAGGGACCCCUUCCCCACCUCAUUUACCGGACCCCUCUCCUCCCAGCCCCCCUUGGAUGCAGGGAACCAGGCUGCCUCUUCACUGCCCCUGCCCAGUCUGCUCCUCCAAACCGGCCAAAGCUGAGAAGGAAAAGGCAGGUCCGCAGGGGCCACCCUACGGUGCACAGUGAGACCAAGUAUGUGGAGCUGAUCGUGAUCAAUGACCACCAGCUGUUUGAGCAGAUGCGACAGUCAGUGGUCCUCACCAGCAACUUUGCCAAGUCUGUAGUGAACCUGGCAGAUGUGAUGUACAAGGAGCAGCUCAACACCCGCAUUGUGCUGGUUGCCAUGGAAACAUGGGCAGACGGGGACAAGAUCCAGGUGCAGGAUGACCUCCUGGAGACCCUGGCCCGGCUCAUGGUCUACCGGCGGGAGGGUCUGCCUGAGCCCAGUGAUGCCACCCACCUCUUCUCGGGCAGGACUUUCCAGAGCACCAGCAGUGGAGCAGCCUAUGUGGGGGGCAUCUGCUCACUCUCUCGGGGUGGUGGUGUGAAUGAGUAUGGCAAUAUGGGGGCCAUGGCAGUGACCCUGGCCCAGACGCUGGGGCAGAACCUGGGCAUGAUGUGGAACAAACAUCGGAGUUCGGCAGGGGACUGCAAGUGUCCGGACAUUUGGCUGGGUUGCAUCAUGGAGGACACUGGGUUCUACCUUCCCCGCAAGUUUUCGCGCUGCAGCAUCGACGAGUACAACCAGUUUCUGCAGGAGGGCGGCGGGAGCUGCCUCUUCAACAAACCCCUCAAGCUCCUGGAUCCCCCUGAGUGCGGGAAUGGCUUCGUGGAGGCGGGAGAGGAGUGCGACUGCGGCUCAGUGCAGGAGUGCAGCCGCGCGGGUGGCAACUGCUGCAAGAAAUGCACCCUGACACACGACGCCAUGUGCAGCGAUGGGCUCUGUUGUCGCCGCUGCAAGUAUGAGCCACGGGGUGUGUCCUGCCGAGAGGCCGUGAACGAGUGCGACAUCGCAGAGACCUGCACUGGGGACUCGAGCCAGUGUCCUCCUAAUCUGCACAAGCUGGACGGUUACUACUGUGAUCACGAACAGGGCCGUUGCUAUGGAGGCCGCUGUAAAACCAGGGACCGGCAGUGCCAGGCCCUUUGGGGCCACCAGGCUGCUGAUCGCUUUUGCUAUGAGAAGCUCAAUGUGGAAGGGACAGAGCGUGGAAACUGUGGGCGCAAAGGAUCAGGCUGGGUCCAGUGCAAUAAGCAGGACGUGCUCUGUGGCUUUCUUCUCUGUGUCAACAUCUCUGGAGCUCCUCGGCUGGGCGACCUAGGGGGAGACAUCAGCAGUGUCACCUUCUACCACCAGGGCAAAGAGCUGGACUGCAGGGGAGGCCAUGUGCAACUGGCCGACGGCUCUGACCUGAGCUAUGUGGAGGAUGGCACAGCCUGUGGGCCCAACAUGCUGUGCCUGGACCACCGCUGCCUGCCAGCCUCUGCCUUCAACUUCAGCACCUGCCCUGGCAGCGGGGAGCACCGGAUAUGUUCCUACCACGGGGUCUGCAGCAAUGAAGGGAAGUGCAUCUGCCAACCAGACUGGACAGGCAAAGAUUGCAGCAUCCACAACCCCCUGCCCACGUCCCCGCCCACAGGGGAGACGGAGAGAUAUAAGGGUCCCAGUGGCACCAACAUCAUCAUUGGCUCCAUCGCUGGGGCUGUCCUGGUUGCAGCCAUCGUCCUGGGAGGCACGGGCUGGGGAUUUAAAAACAUCCGCCGAGGAAGGUACGAUCCGACCCAGCAGGGGGCAGUGUGACGCCGGCCACGUCAUCCCUCCCGCUGUCCUUGUCUCCUCCAUCUCAUUCGUCACCCUGCAAUCUGUUGAUGGGGAGCUGGGGGCUGAUCCCCCAGCCCUGCUGCCUCCUUCAGACCAAGGGUUGGGGAACCUCACUCUGGGAAGGAAGUCCUCCACCCCUCAGCCAGCACUUGCCCUCCUCUCAGGCCAUGCUCCAUCUAUGCCACCCUUCCUACAGCCUACCUGCCCUGGCCAGGUGGCCCCUGGAGCUGUAACCCUGAAGUCCCCAUCCCCUGGGAAGGGAGGCUCCUUCUGCGUCCCAUCUGUUUUGUCUUCCAUGUCACCACUGUCUGACCUUCUGCCAGAUCCCCUCCCUGGCUAGCCUGUGACUUGCUGUCUCCAGGGCCCAACACUGACCCCCCACCAACCUGGGCCUAGUUAGAGGACUGUCCCUCUGGGCCCCAUCUCUUGUCCUCCCCUGAUGCCCCCUCUUCGUUCCAGGUCCGGAGGGGCUUAAGUGCCACCCCCUCCCUCCAAGCCUGGCACCCACCGUCUCGGCCCUGAUCCAGGAGGCCGCCCCCAUCCAGCCACGGAGGGAGGCACCAAGCAAAUGUCUUCCAGGUCCAAACCCUUCAACUCCUGGCUCCACAGGGGUUUGGGUGGGGGCUGUAGCCCUGCCCGUCAAACUACCAGAGUGGACCAAGCCUGGAGGGCACUUCCUCCCUGGUCCCCCACCCACCUCAUGAGGCUUUGGCCUUGCACACUUAUUCUCCCUGUGUGAAUGUAGCUUCCAUCAUCACAAAUUGCCACAGUUCAAGUUCAGGGGGGCCCGGAGGGAUGCCCCCAGGCAGCCACCAGUGGACACGCCUGGGAUGGCCCCUCCUUAAAACCAAGCAGCUGGGACCAGGGUCCUAACUCUCUGGGACUUUGGGGGAAGGGGCUGACAUCUACAUUUUUUAAAACUGAAUCUUUACUGAUGAAUGUAACCUUGGGGGUGCUGGGGCCAGGGAAAUUAUGGGCAUGUUUUGACAUUUGCAGGAGGGCCAGAGGAGCUGAGAUGUGGCCAUCCCCUGGGUGCCCCCACCCCGGGAUGACCACACCUGGAGUCCUAUCACUGAACACAGGCAGGGGCUGGGUAUCCCUAUAUGCCCCUUCCACCCAGCCCUGCUGAGCCCAGAGGAAGUACGGAGUGCUGAUUCAAACCAAAGCUGCCUGUGCCGUGCCCAAGACCUAGGUUAUGGGCACAGCAACCACACGUCCCAGAUUGUCUUCAAUUCCAAAACAUCUGUCCUGUUGUCCUUACCAGGACCCAUGUAUUUGGGAUGGGGGGGUCUAGAAAAUAUAGUCCCUGAAAUAUAAUGGCACCUUUCCCCUUUUAAGAAGGGUGAUUCUGGGGCUGACUCAGGGUUUAGGUGCCCCUGGUGUGGCCUAGAAGUCCCAGGCUGGGCCAUCUUUCCAGGGAGGACUCUCCCAGGUAGGGAAAGCCAGAGGUGGCCCAGUGCCUGGAGGGUUAGGGACUCUGCCUGGGAUGUACAAGAGGAAGUAGGAAGGGGCAGUCUCCUAGGCUUCUAGAAAAGUUCUCAAGGCCCCAUCAAACCCAUUCCACUCCCUAACCCCGUUCUAGGACUGAGUAGUAAGUUUACAGAUGUUUUCCACAUUGUGUCCUCUCAUCCUUGCUGCAGCUGACUGAGCUUGAGAGACAGGCCAAGCCAGGCGGAAUUCCUCAGUCCUCCCCCAAAAGUCCUGCCCAUGGCCUUCCCUCACGACCUUUGCUUGGGAUGGGGGAGCUCUGGUUCCUUGACUCUAAAAGCUAGCUGGCAGGAGCAAGAUGGGGGACCAGCUACUUUGUGGAUGAAAGCCACAAAUGGAUGGAGUCCCUGUCCCCAGGGAUACCCCGCCCAGAGUUGGCAGGGGGUUCUGAACAUUCUGGGGGCCUUUGAGCUGUCUGUUUUGAGUCCCUUUGUUUCUGGGGCAUCUUUGAGGAGGUUAUGGAGGAAAUGGCUAAAGGCUCCCUGUUUAUCUGCAUCACCCUCAGGGUUAGGCUGGGACCUAGGACCCACUGGUUCUUCUGGGUGGCUAGACUCACCUAGGCAGUGGGCCCUCUCCUUGAGCUCCAGCUGGUACUGCCCACGUGAGGGCUAAGUGGGGCCAGCCCUGCUGGACCAGUCCCACCAGCUGAGAGGAGCAGCUGCUGGGUUUUGCACUAUUGCUGCACUACCUUAAGGCACCCUUCCUUUGGUGUCAAAUGUGUGCGCACAGGCGGCAGUGCAUCUGCGGACAAGCAUUUGAAUCCACAUUUCUGCACAGUGGACACCUGUGCACAGGUGGAUGUGUCUGUGUGUGCCUGCAUACAGGGGGAUGGGGGUGUGAAGGACAUAAGACUUAGUGUGACCAGACCACCAUGGCUCCCAGCUGUCUGCAUCCUCCUGCCUCACCCUGGCAAGUGCCCACCCUGGUGGCGCCUGGGGAGGAGUGGAGGCUGCAUCGCCUGGGCCUGGACCUGGUGCCACACCACAUCCUGUACAUAUGUUAUCUGGGCUGGGGGGACAGGGAGGCAGGUCCAGGAGCAUCAAUUAAAGAUCACAUUCUGGGGCUUCCACGG